AUGGAUUAUCAAAAGCUUUUCGGUGCUACUCUUGCUUCUAAGAACGGACCUGUGCCAACUUCGGACCUGGCUGGAAAAGUGGUCGGUCUUUACUUCUCUGCACAUUGGUGCCCUCCUUGCCGUAUGUUUACUCCCAAGCUUCGUCAGACUUACCUUCAGCUGAAGGCUGCUGGAAAGGACUUCGAAGUGGUGUUCUGCAGCUUCGAUCGAAGCCAGAGAGACUUUGAGGAGUAUUUCGGAACCAUGCCUUGGUUGGCUGUUCCUUUUGAUCGAGAGGAUCUUCGUCAGUCUCUUGGAAACACGUUUGAUGUCUCUGGAAUUCCCACUUUGCUCUUGAUGGAUGAGUCGGGUGUGUAUAAUAGUGAUGGAAGAACCUCUGUUAUGAUGAAUCCUCAGGGUUUCCCAUGGAAAUAA
This is a messenger RNA of Blastocystis hominis, 414 nucleotides long. RefSeq lists its product as hypothetical. The transcript has 2 exons. The record is from RefSeq and is a predicted model, not a curated record. NCBI's taxonomy places the organism in Eukaryota, Bigyra, Opalinata, Blastocystidae. The coding region runs from base 1 to 414 and encodes 137 amino acids.